ACCACAAACCUUGCCGACAAGACAGGACCGGUGGGAUUGCGAUGGACGGUGCGGUAAGCCUGGAGUUCAUGACCGGAAAUCCACAGCUCGGAGUGCUGUCGGGAAGGUUGACCUACCUCGAAACCAGCAGCAACGAGAGCAGCGAUGGUUCCUUGUCGCGCAAGGAAGAGAAGGGCCACGCUCGCACAAGCAGCAGCAGCAGCAGCAGACGGGAGGGUUCCAACAGCAGUACCGUCGCCGACACCACAUACUCCCCUAACUUCAAUGCCGACGUCCUCCUCGACCACCUCCCUCAGCGUCGGGGCAAGCUGCUGUGCCUCCUGUCGGUGCCAGCGCACAUGGUGCCUACAGAUAUGCUACACUUCGCCGCGCCGUUCAAGGAGCAGGUGCACUCCCUCCGCAUCCUCCGCCCUUGCAACCCGGUGGGACCGAGUGAUCCCGCCAAGACGCCAGCGGAGUACAUGGUCCUGCUGCAGAUGGAGAGUCAGGAGGGGGUUGAAGGGCCCCUCCGCCCCCAGUGGGCGCCGGGGCCCGAAUCGCAAACUGAAGGUGGUUAA
Messenger RNA from Ectocarpus sp. CCAP 1310/34, 557 nucleotides. The record is from the annotation of a GenBank genome assembly. NCBI's taxonomy places the organism in Eukaryota, Phaeophyceae, Ectocarpales, Ectocarpaceae.